UUCGCAGCGGAGAUCGAACAGAAGCAGAAAUCCCCAACCCAAUCGGAGGAGGAAGAGAAGGGCGGCGGCGGCGAGCGGAGAUGGUGAGGAAGGCGAAGGUCGAGUUCGACGAGAGCCCGCCGGAUGACUUCGACCCGAAGAACCCGUACGGGGACCCGGUGGCGAUGCUGGAGUACAGGGAGCACCUGGUGAGGGAGAAGUGGAUCCAGAUCGAGACCGCCAAGAUCAUCCGCGACCGCCUCCGCUGGUGCUACCGCAUCGAGGGCGUCAACCACCACCAGAAGUGCCGCCACCUCGUCGACCAGUACCUCGAGGCCACCCGCGGCGUCGGAUGGGGCAAGGACGCCCGCCCGCCGGAGCUGCACGAUCCCAAGAAGGUGGUUGAGGCCGACGAGUAGCUUUGCUGCUGCUGCUGUUCCUGGGCUGGAGAGGUUAUCUUUCUAUUGGAUUUGAAAGGAGUAAAAAUGAACUGCUGCAGUCCUUAUUUUGACCUCUCUAGUUGCUCAUGGAUUUACAAUAAAUGAUGAUGUCGAAGUAACAUUGUUGUGUGUUGCCUGUAUUUUUCCCUGCCCGUUCUAUAAGAGCCGAGCAAAUACAUGCUUGAAUUUAUCUGCCUUGUUCUUGUACUCAACGAUAUGAAUGAUAUUUAGUUUUCAUUUACCCUGCGCCAUA
Molecule: messenger RNA, 672 nt
Organism: Oryza sativa Japonica Group (Japanese rice)
Lineage: Eukaryota; Viridiplantae; Streptophyta; Magnoliopsida; Poales; Poaceae
Product: NADH dehydrogenase [ubiquinone] 1 beta subcomplex subunit 10-B
Source: RefSeq, a predicted model, not a curated record